CUUGGGACAGGUUCAUCUCAGAGCAUCUUCAUACUGGAGUGACUGGUUGAGUUUGUAAACUGUCGGCAGAAUGGGGAGAGAAUGAAAACAACACGCUCCAUAAUCAGAGGAUCAGGGUGUGCAGAAUAUAGUCCUGUUUAGAAAAAGAGAGAAAUGUCUUUGUCCUUCUACAACUGCUCCAGUCCAGAGCUUGCUCAGCACCAUAAGGAUUUGCCACGUAGCGUGGAUAAAGUAGACGCCUUAAACCGGAGUCAUGCAGAUUAUGUGUCAGGGUUUGGUUAUCCUGUGUCUGAUGACUGUAACCUAACUGAGGAGGAAUUACUCUUCAAGUAUCUGGGACCCCGCAGAUCCACUUACUUCACUCCAAUCUGCAUUGUGUACUUGCUGAUAUUUUUGGUUGGUGUUGUAGGAAAUACUCUUACCUGUAUUGUAAUCAUCAAACACAAAAUUAUGAGAACACCUACCAAUUACUAUCUGUUCAGCUUGGCUAUUUCUGACCUGCUUGUCCUUCUUCUUGGAAUGCCCCUGGAACUUUAUGAGCUGUGGUGUAACUACCCAUUUCUUUUUGGUAAAGGUGGUUGCUACUUUAAGACGUUACUCUUUGAGACAGUCUGCUUUGCCUCCAUCUUAAAUGUGACUGCGUUGAGUGUGGAAAGGUAUAUAGCUGUGGUGCACCCUCUGCGUGCCAAGUACGUAGUUACCAGAAACCAUGCUAAAAGACUCAUCAUCACAGUGUGGGUCAUCUCUAUCCUGUGCUCUAUUCCCAACACUAGCCUCCAUGGUGAUGUUCCACUUUAUAUAGCAAGCCGUGGUGUUGUACCCAAUUCUUCCAUCUGCACUUUGGUGAGGCCACCCUGGAUUUACAAUCUUAUCAUUCAGAUUACUACAGUUUUCUUUUUCUUCUUACCCAUGGGCACCAUCAGCAUCCUCUACCUCCUCAUUGGUCUCCAGCUAAAGAGGGAGAAGAUGCUACAGGUUCUAGAGGCAAGAUCUGGUGCCGACGGAGACAGCUACCAGAAUGUCAGAUUGCAGCAAGAGAAAAAUCGGAGGAGGCAGGUUACUAAAAUGCUGUUUAUUCUUGUGGUGGUAUUUGGAAUCUGCUGGGCUCCUUUCCACACCGAUCGUCUAAUGUGGAGCUUCAUUGACCACUGGACUAGGGAGAAGCACCAGAUAUUCGCCUUUGUUCAUGUAUUCUCCGGGGUGUUCUUCUACCUCAGCUCAGCCAUUAACCCUGUGCUUUACAACCUGUUAUCCACUCGCUUUCGUGAGAUGUUCAAGGAGGUCAUGUGCCGUGGAAGGAUAAAGAGGCUGAAUUCCCGGAGGUCAUCACCUAGUGUCACUCGUGUGACCACGCGGAGCACGGUGUGUGAGCACAUACCCGGGAAUGGUGCAAUGCCAAUGUCUGAUAUGGAAGAGUUUGAAGUGUAUCUUGAAAGUGAUAAUGUAAAAAAUGAAACAUUUUUAUCCUGAACUUCUUAUCUAUCCUCUCUUGUGGUGUGAUCCAAACUCCAGGUUGUGUUUGCACAAUUUCCUGCACCAUCCAGUGUUUUUUUAUUUAUUUAUUUUUUUGAAUGCAUAGUCUGAAUUGGAUUUCUAUCACACCUGGAGCUAUUGUACAGCUGCACAUGAGACAUGAAGCGUCUUCACUACCAGCGAGAUGUGCAAAAUAUUGCAAAGCAAUACAAAUAUACAGCCAGCAUUAAGCAGGGAAUUGAAAAAGGCAGCUAAAUAUGACCCAAUUUAUUGUUAACGAUUAAAGCAUGUUUUUUUUGUGGUAAGGUAAAAAGUCUUCUGAGGAUCACACAACAAUAUUGGCUCAUUCACAGAUAGCAAUCAAAGGAUUAACCUGUUACAGUGCCGUGAAAUUAUCGACUAAUGUUUCAAACCUCUGAUUUGUGUUGAACACUUUAGUUUCAUGCUAAAUUGUUAGCUAAGAAGGUAGUUUACACCAGAGAACUGACCAUGUAAUGUUACUUCUCUCUGAUUGCCAUGUAACUUAAAACCUUAAAUAGCACAGACAGCGCUGCUAGUCAAUAAAAUGGAAAUGUGGAUAUCUUAUUCAGCUCCCACUGGCUCACACAGAAUUGUUAACAGCUUGGAAUCUCUUUUUAUUAAAACAAUGGAAAUGUA
Messenger RNA from Bombina bombina (fire-bellied toad), 2130 nucleotides. RefSeq names its product neuromedin U receptor 1 (gene NMUR1). The record is from RefSeq and is a predicted model, not a curated record. Gene Ontology annotation, cellular component: plasma membrane. Lineage: Eukaryota; Metazoa; Chordata; Amphibia; Anura; Bombinatoridae. The coding region runs from base 154 to 1470 and encodes 438 amino acids. Gene Ontology annotation, molecular function: neuromedin U receptor activity. Gene Ontology annotation, biological process: G protein-coupled receptor signaling pathway. The transcript has 3 exons.